Molecule: messenger RNA, 1858 nt
Organism: Ochotona curzoniae (black-lipped pika)
Lineage: Eukaryota; Metazoa; Chordata; Mammalia; Lagomorpha; Ochotonidae
Gene: NR1H4
Product: nuclear receptor subfamily 1 group H member 4
Exons: 9
Coding region: 23-1486 (487 amino acids)
Biological process (GO): negative regulation of transcription by RNA polymerase II; cell differentiation; bile acid signaling pathway
Molecular function (GO): RNA polymerase II cis-regulatory region sequence-specific DNA binding; nuclear receptor activity; bile acid binding
Source: RefSeq, a predicted model, not a curated record
AGUUGCUGUGAAUAAGCUAAGAAUGGUAAUGCAGUUUCAGGGGUUAGAAAAUCCAGUUCAUAUCAGUCCUCAUCCCAGCUGUACACCACCAGAAUUUGUCACGGACAUGAUGAGUAUGAAGCCUGCUAAAGGUGUACUAACAGAACAAGUAACAAGUCCUCUGGGACAGAAUCUAGAAGUGGAACCAUAUUCACAAUACAACAAUGUUCAGUUUCCCCAAGUUCAACCACAGAUUUCUUCAUCAUCAUCCUAUUAUUCCAACCUGGGUUUCUACUCCCAGCAGCCAGAAGAGUGGUACUCUCCUGGAAUAUAUGAACUCAGACGAAUGCCAGCUGAGACCUUCUACCAGGGAGAAACAGAGGUAGCAGACAUGCCUGUGACCAAGAAGCCCCGGAUGGGCGCGUCCGCAGGGAGGAUAAAAGGGGAUGAGCUGUGUGUUGUUUGUGGAGACAGAGCAUCUGGAUACCAUUAUAACGCACUAACCUGUGAGGGCUGCAAAGGUUUCUUCAGGAGAAGCAUUACCAAAAACGCAGUGUACAAGUGUAAGAACGGAGGCAACUGCGUGAUGGACAUGUACAUGCGGAGGAAGUGCCAAGAAUGUCGACUAAGGAAGUGCAAAGAGAUGGGAAUGUUGGCUGAAUGUAUGUAUACAGGUCUGUUAACUGAAAUUCAGUGUAAGUCCAAACGACUGAGAAAAAACGUGAAGCAGCAUGCAGAUCCGACCGUUACUGACGACACUGAAGGACAGGACUUGCGACAAGUGACGUCGACAACAAAGUCGUGCAGGGAGAAAACUGAACUCACCCCAGAUCAACAGAAUCUUCUACAUUAUAUUACGGACUCAUAUAACAAACAAAGGAUGCCUCAGGAAAUAACAAAUAAAAUUUUAAAAGAAGAAUUCAGUGCAGAAGAAAAUUUUCUCAUUUUAACAGAAAUGGCCACCAGUCAUGUGCAGGUUCUCGUAGAGUUCACAAAAAAGCUUCCAGGAUUUCAGACAUUGGACCAUGAAGACCAGAUUGCUCUGUUGAAAGGGUCUGCGGUUGAAGCUAUGUUCCUCCGUUCCGCUGAGAUUUUCAAUAAGAAACUUCCAGUUGGACAUACAGACCUAUUGGAGGAAAGAAUUCGAAAGAGUGGUAUUUCUGAUGAGUAUAUAACACCUAUGUUUAGUUUUUACAAAAGUGUUGGGGAAUUGAAAAUGACCCAAGAAGAAUACGCACUGCUCACAGCAAUCGUUAUCCUCUCACCAGAUAGGCAAUACAUAAAGGAUAGAGAGGCAGUAGAGAAGCUUCAGGAACCACUGCUCGACGUGCUGCAGAAGCUGUGUAAGAUUCAUCAGCCUGAAAAUCCUCAGCACUUUGCUUGUCUCCUGGGCCGGCUGACGGAGCUGCGGACGUUCAAUCACCAUCAUGCGGAGAUGCUGAUGUCCUGGCGAGUCAAUGACCACAAGUUCACGCCACUGCUCUGCGAGAUCUGGGAUGUGCAGUGAUGAGCGUCGCAGAGGAAGGCGCUAUCCUUUUCCUCUUGCAACAGAAAUCUGAUGUCUAACUUUCCUUCAUUUCAUUUGUACCUCGUUCUAGUCAAGGAUCUUGAGGAAUAUUUAUAUAGUAAUUCUAUAACUUCCACAGUUGUAAAUACAGCGCCACAUAGAACUCCUUUCUCCACAUUAAUAGUUUACGAGGCUUCAGGGACUCGUACAUUCUCAUUGGCCUGCCCUGUUUGCCUGAUUAAAUUGAUUGUUAUUUCAACUGUAUCUGUUCAGCUAUGAAGAAAUCUCAUUUGGCUCUGUGUCUUAUCAUACUGCAUGUAUUUUAUUAUAGAAUUGUAUUCAAUUUUGGUAAUAAACAGUAAAUAAUGGCAA